Molecule: messenger RNA, 4472 nt
Organism: Larimichthys crocea (large yellow croaker)
Lineage: Eukaryota; Metazoa; Chordata; Actinopteri; Sciaenidae
Gene: nmt2
Product: N-myristoyltransferase 2
Exons: 12
Coding region: 175-1653 (492 amino acids)
Biological process (GO): N-terminal peptidyl-glycine N-myristoylation
Cellular component (GO): cytoplasm
Molecular function (GO): glycylpeptide N-tetradecanoyltransferase activity
Source: RefSeq, a predicted model, not a curated record
CUGACGUUAAGAGGUAGGAGUUUUCCUCUGUUUUCCCUCCAUCGGCCUGUAGGCGGUGCGGUUUCCUUCGGCAUUUUCUUUGUUUUUCCAUCUCUCUGCCCGCUGCCCGUGAUCUCUAUCACACGGCGGCUGGCAAUUUAAAAAAAAAAAAAAAAAAAAAAAAAAAAGAUUUGUAUGAUGGCGGAGGACAGUGAAUCCGCGGCCAGUCAGCAGAGCCUGGAGCUAGACGACCAGGAUACCUGCGGGAUAGACGGAGACAACGAAGAGGAGAAUGAGCAUAUGCAAGGGAGUCCAGGGGGAGAUUUGGGGGCCAAGAGGAAGAAGAAGAAGCAGAAGAGGAAGAAAGAGAAGCCAAGCUCGGGGGGAGCCAAGUCUGACUCUGCCUCUGACUCUCAGGAGAUCAAGAACCCUGGCUUGCCCAUUCAGAAGCUGCAGGACAUCCAAAGAGCCAUGGAGCUGCUGUCCUGCCAGGGUCCAGCAAAGAGCAUCGACGAGGCGGCCAAGCACAAGUACCAGUUCUGGGACACUCAGCCCGUGCCGAAGCUAAAUGAGGUGGUGACGAGUCACGGGCCCAUAGAAGCAGACAAAGAAAAUGUUAGACAGGAGCCAUAUUCCUUACCUCAAGGCUUUAUGUGGGACACUCUGGAUCUCAGCAAUGCAGAUGUUCUGAAGGAGUUGUACACAUUGUUAAAUGAGAACUACGUGGAGGACGAUGACAACAUGUUCAGAUUUGAUUAUUCACCAAAUUUUCUCAAAUGGGCUCUGCGUCCGCCCGGCUGGUUACCACAGUGGCAUUGUGGAGUGAGAGUGUCCUCAAAUAAGAAGCUCGUCGGCUUCAUCAGUGCCAUCCCUGCAGAUAUCCGCAUCUACGAGACAUUGAAGAGGAUGGUUGAAAUCAACUUCCUGUGCGUCCAUAAGAAGCUGCGUUCAAAGCGCGUUGCUCCAGUGCUAAUCAGAGAGAUCACACGGAGGGUGAAUUUAGAAGGAAUAUUUCAGGCGGUAUACACAGCAGGAGUGGUACUGCCUAAACCGGUGUCCACAUGCAGGUAUUGGCAUCGUUCUCUGAACCCCAGGAAGCUUGUGGAAGUUAAAUUCUCCCACCUGAGCAGAAACAUGACGCUGCAAAGAACCAUGAAACUCUACAGACUACCAGAUAGCACCAAGACUCCGGGUCUGCGGCUGAUGGAGAGGCGUGACAUCCGCCAGGUCACCGAGCUGCUACAGAAAUACCUGAGACGUUUCCAGCUUGCACCUUCUAUGGGAGAAGAGGAGGUGUCUCACUGGUUCUUGCCACAGGACAACAUAAUUGACACAUAUGUAGUAGAGGGUGCUGGUGGUGUGCUGACAGAUUUCGCUAGUUUCUACACUCUGCCCUCGACCGUGAUGCACCAUCCUCUCCAUAGGAGCCUGAAGGCCGCUUACUCUUUUUACAACGUUCAUACACAAACCCCGCUACUGGACUUAAUGAAUGAUGCACUGAUCCUGGCCAAACUGAAAGGUUUUGAUGUCUUCAACGCCUUGGAUCUAAUGGAGAAUAAGGUGUUCCUGGAUAAGCUCAAGUUUGGCAUAGGUGAUGGAAAUCUGCAGUAUUACCUCUACAACUGGAAAUGUCCCCCGAUGGACCCCGACAAGGUUGGCCUCGUGCUUCAGUAGCAGGUCUCUCCACGGCUGCUACACAAACACUGAUCAAGAGGUCGACAGCGAUCUCUGACUAUUCCUUACCUGGACAUACAGGUAGCCCAAGCUAGACAAUGAGAACUACAACAGUAAAAAACCACCAUGGAGACUGGGAGGCGGUUCGCCCGUCAUCACGAACAUUCUCAGUUCACCUGGAGGUGAAAACUCUUAAAUCAUCAACAUCCUGAAUGUGAAGUCAUGCUAUGCCUGAGAUACUCAUACAGUACAAUGCUCCUGACAUGCACACUCACAUUUUAAACAGUUUGACAUACAAGAGGAUGCCUUGACAUUGUGAAUUUUGUUUAGUUCUUCUUCCUCAGCAGACACCACGUUACAAGGGACCGGCAUGUCAUUUAAUUUCGCUGACACUGAACUAUGUAAAUGAUAAUCAACAAGUAAUCGUGACCACAGAGCAGAACUGUUAAUUACUGAGUCCCUACUGUAACUGCACAAGUGCAGUAUAAGAGGGUAUUAAAGGCAGUCGAAGAGUUUGUUUUUCCCGUCCCGUCUCAUAUCAUCGCGGUCAGAAGUUUCUCUGCUGGCUGCUACGGGCCUCAGUAGAAUUAGAAAAGUUACUAUCAUGUUUCUGUGAUAGCUGACGUAUAACAGAAGAAAUUUGUUCCCUCAAAGGUUCUGGAGAAAAAUAUCAACUUUUAAACACACGCAGAAACACAAACACAAACACAAACACAUACACACAAAGGAUAUCAUCGUGGAAGGACUCAUCCAACUGGUGCAUUGACAUACAUGUUUUUUUUUGUUUGUUUAAAAUAUAUAGUUACGUGUACAUUUAAAGCCAGAUCAUAUUUAUUCCUGUAGUGUGAGUUUGGGGGUUUUCGGGAGGGCUGAUCCAAAGUAUUUUUCCUCAUGCGUAGUGUAGAUGUCACUGAGUUUGUUCAGACAACAUGGGUUUAAGUGGUUUUUGAUGAAGAAUGUAUUUGCAUCAAUGAAGCACAAUUUUUGAGUUCCUAACAAGCAAACAAGGUUUUGUUGUUUUUUUGUUUUGUUUUUCUUUUUAAAAGGGUCAGAUUUCAAAACAGAUGGGUUACCGUACACACUGUACAAUCUUGGUUUUUACAAAGGAUGUGAACUGUUUUCACGUUAUAAACCCGUUUCUAGAGUUAGUAUUUUUACUAGAAUAUUCGAACCACAUUGUUUGGUUAUAUUCAGUGAGAAUGCUCAUGCAGAUCUUUGUAGUAACGAACACAGCUUAGGGUUAUCUGCAUGCGAAUGGUUAAAUUAGAGGCAAGAGGAGCUGGAGCUGAAAAAAGUAGUGAUGCACAAGCAAGGCGGUUAGAAUUACAGCACCGGAAACACAAAAAAAGUACAAAUUAAACUAUAGUUGUGGUGGAUUUAAUUUAGAUUUUGUACAAAACAGUUUUCAAAAUAGACCAGAUUUCUAUCUAGCCUGUUUUAUAGUGCAAAAAUGGCUUAUUUACUUUGAAAGAUGCGUUUGGUUAAAUCAUAUUUAAAAGCAGCCAAGGUCAGAUUUCUUUUGUUAAUUUAGUCAUUGCCACACAGAGAAACUACAACUUAUUCUUUCAGUAUCCUGUUGCGAAGCAGUGAUUAAGAUGCCCCUACAACUCAGCUGAUUGGCCAGACGUAAACAUUUCUCUCUAUAAUUAAUAAUACAUACAUAACCAUCAGCCUGCAGCAAGGAUGUUAAAUGUGUAAUUAAGCUUUCAGAUCAAUAAAAUAAACAUAACUGAACAUUCAGAGCGUCUGGGGAAUAAUUUAGCAUGAACUAAGAGUACAGUGGCUGAGUAAACAAACGUAUCAGUAACUGCAUCAGUUUGAAAUUUGAGCUUUUCCAGGUCCAUUUUUAUCGACUCCUCUGUUUUGUUUUUUUAAUGGUACUGUAUUUGUGUGUCUGAAAAAUAUACUGUGGGUCAUUUUUUAUUUUUUAUUUUAGUGUGUCGUGCAGCUAAAUGUGUGAAAUUCUUUGAACGGUUCUGAUAUUUAUAAUUGUACUUUGCAAAAAUGUCUUAAGACAUAAUUCCUCUUCUGUUUCUUUCCAGUAUUUCCCUGAAAAUUUCCAGUUUAAAAAAAAACUUCAAACAGAUUUUUGUUUGAAGAUGAAGAUAUGAUUUAAUGAUCAAAGGUUAAAAAAAUGUUUUUUAAUUGUCUUUUUGCUCUGGGUUUGUUACUUUAUGUGUGAUGUUCCUGUUCGUGUGGCUCUGCAUAACUUAAGAGGUAGAGGCUGCUGCCAUUUUUGUUUUUCUGUCUGUGACGUAAUUUGCUUCUCGUCCCUUUAUAUAUUCGCAAGAACAGGACAACCAACAGACAGUCAGUGUUUUUUCUUUUAACCAUUGAAAGGUUGAAUGAGUUACAUUCACAGAGACGUUACCGUCAUUAAUUUAGCACUGAAUCUGGGUUACUGAGUCAACAGUGUGCCUCAUGGAUGUUGGUCGUGUUUGCCUGCAGCUUUUUGAAUGAACUUUGAGCAUGUCAGUUCUGCUGCCGUGAUGAUUUUAGCGUUGUUACCAUACCCUUUAGUGAGAACUCAACCCGAAGUACCUGCCUUAUUUAAAAAGUUUUUUUUGUUUUUUUGUUUUUUAAUUGAACAUUUUGAAGGGUGGGGGUGUACUUUUGAAAACGACAUGCAGCUUUCUCUAACUGACUGAAGAACAAUAUUUUUAUUCAAAUCCAUCGUAAGCUGUGAAAAAGCUGAAGAACUUGUACCAGCAUCAUUUAGACAUGACCCCAUGCAAAUAACAAUCUGUUUCAACACACACACACACGUCAGCUAUACCAGCAUGGAUAUUUGAUUGAAUAAACUCACUUUAAAAAAGGAA